AUGAGUGCGAGAUCAGAAUCCGGGUCGUCGUCGGCCACUUCCGACGUAUCGGAUGAGGGAGAAUGGCUUGACGUUGAGAACGAUGAAGAAUCCAUCACUAUUGUUUCCCUGUUCGACUCGCAGACAUUCUCUAGCUGGAAUGAGAUGCUCGAUAGCUGCAAAAAGCAUCACGACUUCGACUUUAUUGCCACCAUUAAAAAUCUCCAGCUCGAUUUCCAUGGCGCGGUGAAGCUUGUCAAUUAUAUUCGCAGCCGAGUCCGGGAUCAGCAGCCCGUAGCGAAAAACCUAACCCUUGCAGACUUUGAGGACGACGGUUACUUUAAGCCUGUCCUCGAGAAUGAUGCACUUAUCGUGUCUUUGGAUGAGAUUCUCGACAGCGACCUGGUCAAGGCCGACACCACUGCGAGUCAGUUGGACAGCUCUCAGGGGGAGCUGUUGGCGCAGAAGCAAGCUCUGGAGGCUGAGCUGGAAUCCGUCCGGACUCAGUUUUCAAACUAUCGGCUUGCUGUUCAGGAAACGUUGGAUCGUCGAUGGGGAGAUGACACGGAGCAGAGCCCAGCGAAGGGUGCUGCCAAGGGCGAUCGUGGAAACUAUUAUUUUGAAUCCUACGCCUACAACGAUAUCCAUGAAACCAUGCUGAAGGACACGGUCAGAACUGAUGCUUACCGUGACUUCAUUUACAACAACAAGCACAUCUUCAAGGGCAAGGUUGUGCUCGAUAUUGGCUGCGGCUCAGGAAUUUUGAGCAUGUUCUGCGCAAAGGCUGGCGCAGCUCGAGUUAUUGCUGUCGAUAAUUCAGACAUCAUUAAGAAAGCUACUGAAAAUAUCUUCAACAAUGGCCUUUCUGACAUCAUCACCUGUGUCAAAGGUGCUAUCGAGGAGGUCAAGCUGCCUGUUGACGAGGUCGACAUCAUUCCUGAUGGCCUACUGGUUCCCAGUUCUGGCACCAUUUGGAUGGCGCCCAUCCAGGAUACGGAGUAUAUGUCAGAACACAUAUCUUAUUGGAGAGACGUCUAUGGAUUCGAUAUGAAGGCUAUGCAGGAAGGUAUUUACGAUGACGUUAGGGUCGAAGCAAUGCCCCAAAACACUCUCUGCGGAGAACCAUACCCCUUCAAGGUACUCGACCUCCACACAAUAAAGCCUGAGGAGCUAUCCUUCACAGCUAGAUGGGAAAGUGAGCCCGUGCCAGAGCCCAUGACGACUCCCGAAGUGUUCGUGAAGGCGAAGAAUGGCAACGUCGCAUUCACAACCGGCCCCUCUGGCAUUGUGACUCAUUGGAAGCAAGGGCUGCUUUUGGUGCCACCAGAAAACUCGCCUUCCAAGCUGGAGUUGCCAGAGAUAAUCUCCGGGCAGAUUACUUUUGCAGCCCUUGAGGAGAAUGCUAGAGCAUUGAGAAUCGAUGUCACAUGUUCCUCGGAAAGCAAAGAAGGGAAGAAAUGGUCCUGGAAGUUGGAGUAG
Molecule: messenger RNA, 1458 nt
Organism: Trichoderma breve
Lineage: Eukaryota; Fungi; Ascomycota; Sordariomycetes; Hypocreales; Hypocreaceae
Product: ribosomal protein l11 methyltransferase (PrmA) domain-containing protein
Exons: 5
Coding region: 1-1458 (485 amino acids)
Biological process (GO): peptidyl-arginine methylation
Cellular component (GO): nucleus
Molecular function (GO): protein-arginine N-methyltransferase activity
Source: RefSeq, a predicted model, not a curated record